AAUUACUUAACUUAUUUUCAAUAACUAUUCUUCGAUCGUUAAUCAAAUAUUUCAAAUUUAAGUUUUACUGGCACACGUAGUCGCUUAUGUGAUAAAGUUUUCACACAUUUGGUUUAAUAAAUAAGGCAGCCAAUGUCACCAACUCCACAAAGAGCUCCUCUCCCAUCCUUCUUUGACUCCAUAGAAAUACAAGAAUUAAGCAUAUCAGUAGUGUCUUUGGUAAGAAAUAUUACGAUCAUGGCUACUUUAAGGGUACUGAUGUUCCCAUUUUUGGCUUAUGGACACAUCUCUCCAUUUCUAAACGUAGCCAAGAAACUCGCGGACAGAGGAUUCUUGAUUUACCUUUGUUCUUCGCCAAUCAAUCUCAAAUCCAUCAUCAACAAAAUCCCCGAAAAAUAUUCUGAUUCAAUUCAGCUUGUCGAACUUCACUUACCAGAAUCACCCGAACUUCCUCCUCAUUACCAUACGACCAAUGGUCUCCCGCCCCAUCUCAAUCACACCCUUCAAAAAGCCCUGAAAAUGUCCAAACCAAACUUCUUGAAAAUCAUACAAAAUCUGAAACCUGAUUUGGUGAUUUAUGACUUAUUGCAGCAAUGGGCUGAACACAUCGCGAAUGAACAGAACAUUCCAGCAGUUAAGCUCCUAACUUCUGGUGCAACUGUGUUUUCGUAUUUUUACAACUUACUAAAGAAACCAGGGGUUGAAUUCCCUUUCCCUGCUAUUUUUCUCAGGAAAAUUGAGCAAGUAAAAUUGAGUGAAUUGUUGGAGAAAUCUAAUAAAGAGAAAGAACCUGAUGAUGGGGAUGGUCUAGCUGAUGGAAAUAUGCAAAUCAUGUUGAUGAGUACCUCUAGAACUAUAGAAGCCAAAUACAUAGAUUAUUUCACUAAAUUGAGCAACUGGAAAGUUUUUACAGUUGGUCCACCAUUCCAAGAUCCCAUCACUAAUGACGCGGACGACAUGGAGCUCAUAGAUUGGUUAGGAACAAAAGAUGAGAAUUCAACUGUUUUUGUCUCCUUUGGAAGUGAGUAUUUCUUGUCAAAAGAAGAUAGGGAGGAAUUAGCUUUUGGGUUGGAGCUAAGUAAUGUUAAUUUCAUUUGGGUUGUAAGAUUUCCAAAGGGAGAACAGCAAAAUCUUGAAGAUGCUUUGCCAAAAGGUUUUCUCGAAAGAAUUGGAGAAAAUGGAAGAGUUUUGGACAAAUUUGCACCACAACCAAGAAUUCUAAAUCAUCCAAGUACCGGAGGAUUUAUAAGUCAUUGUGGUUGGAAUUCAGUAAUGGAAAGUAUAGAUUUUGGGCUUCCUAUAAUUGCCAUGCCUAUGCAUCUUGAUCAACCUGUGAAUGCUAGGUUGAUCGUAGAAUUGGGAGUCGCAGUGGAAAUUGUUAGAGAUGAUGAUGGAAAAAUUCAUAGAGAAGAAAUUGCGGAAACUCUAAAAGGUGUCAUAAAAGGUAAAACAGGGGAAAAUUUGAGGGAUAAAGUGAGAGAUAUCAGCCAGAAUUUAAAAUCUAUAAGAGAAGAAGAGAUGGAUACUGUUGCUCAAGAGCUAAUUCAACUUUGUAGGAAUAGUAAUUAGAGCAUCUUAUGAUUCAAUUAGCAAAUUAAUAUUGUAUGUGAGGUGUUUUUGAUUGUCUUCAAAAUAUAUUGAGGUUGAAAUAAUGAGAAAAAAAUACGAUGCAACUUAUAAUAACAAAGAUAAACGAUUGAAGAA
Messenger RNA from Solanum dulcamara, 1704 nucleotides. Its product is annotated as beta-D-glucosyl crocetin beta-1,6-glucosyltransferase-like. The transcript has a single exon. Gene Ontology annotation, molecular function: UDP-glycosyltransferase activity. The record is from RefSeq and is a predicted model, not a curated record. Bases 133 to 1569 code for a protein of 478 amino acids. NCBI's taxonomy places the organism in Eukaryota, Viridiplantae, Streptophyta, Magnoliopsida, Solanales, Solanaceae.